CCACUUUACUUGUGUCAGGCAUUGGAAAUAUGAAGUGAAUUGAAAAGGAUCAACAAAGUUUUUGACGGGGGGCAUUUUUUUAAUAUUCGGUGCGGAAUGCAGGAGCUGUUGUGAGUACUUUCAUGAAGAUCUCAGGGCUGUGGUUCCUGAGACUUUUAAGCUGGCGCACGUAAUACUCCCUUGCCCACUGCUGGAAGGCUGCAGUGUGUGCCACAAUGCCGGAGAUAAUACAGAACCAGCCUCCUACUCAGAAACCAACAAAGAGGAAGAAGAACAAAGAGACGCACAAUGCAGUGGAAAGACACCGCAAAGAGAAGAUCAAUGCUGGUAUCAAACGAAUUGGAGACCUCUUGCCCUGCUCUCAGGCCUUAAAACAGAGUAAAAAUAUGAUUCUGGGUGAAGCAUUUCGUUACAUCACUGAGUUAAAGCAGCAGAAUGAUGAAAUGCUGCUCAAUGGAGGAGACAAAGUACAAGCAGAAGAGAUAAAACGCCUACGGCAGCAGUUGGAGGACUUAAGAAAGGAGAGUGCUCAUUACAUCGAGCUCCUUAAAGCUAAUGGCAUCAACUUUCUGGAUGACCCCACUAUACACUGGAAAGGCAAGCAACGCUGUACAAAAGUAGCGAAAAUAACACCAACUCACUUGAUGUCAAAGGGGAUAAUUGUGUACUCUAAUGGGAAUUCUACGGCUUGUUCUACAGCUAAAACAUGCAUUCCUUCAAAUUCUGUCUCUCACAUUGAUAAGCAACCAGUAAAUGCUAUAAGCAUCCAGCCAUCUUGUGACAUACAAAUGGGUGCAGGUCAAACGCUUGGUGUUACAGAUGGAGCACAAAUAAAUGAAAUAAUAGUCUCCUCUACUGCAUCAUCGCACAUUCCACUGGCCACUCUGAUUCCUGCUGUGUCUAAACCCUGCCUUGCAGUUGUAGAACAAUACACUGCUGUGGCACCAGUUGCACCAAAAUUGCCCCCUCCUGUGAAUUAUAUUACUCUUCAAGGCUUAUGUCCGAAGCUUGCGGUCACUGCACCUCUUCAGCAAACUCAGCCAGCGAACCCAACAUCAAGUCUUGCAUCUUCCACCAGUCUCACAACACCUCUUCAAAUUCAGCCUGUAAUUAGUCUUACCUCCUUGCCUCAAACAGUAGUCAAUAACCCCCUUGUGUCUGAUGCUUCUUCAGUGUACCAACAGGAUACUGAAAUAAGAUCCCUUGCCCAUACAUUACCAACCAGCUCUACCCAUCACAGGACCAGUGCCGCUAGCAGCACACAGACUACAUGGACAACACUACAACUCACUGGUAACACAGUACAGCCUGUUUGUCAAGCUCUGGCCACAGAAUCCAGUAACUCUGGGCAGAAUGUUCAGCAGCUGUCUGUAUGUCCAGUUGUGGCCAAUCCCCCAGUGCAUCCCACUCAUUUCCAGUUACAAACGCAAGUCUCUAUGCAACCACAAACCCCUGCACCAGCACACCUCCCUGUACAGUCUAGACCUCCCCAUUUGUAUCCAGCUAUACUUCCUCAGACAGCUGUAGUUACUCAGGCAUCACUUUUAUCACAGGCAACUGUGGUGUCUCAACCUGCAGUGCUUCAUCAGCCGUCUGUUGUACCCCAGACAGCAUUAUUGACUCAACCACAAACAGCUGUCGUGGCUCAGCCUACAAUAUUACCUAAAGCUGUUCCUCCAACCCAGUCCCACUCUUACCCAGCCAUACAACCUAAGCCUCAACUUCACCAUGCUACACCACCUCAGCCUGAUCCCCAACCUGCUAUGCCAUCUCAGCCUCAAGCCCAUCCAGCUGUAAUGCCCCAGGCCCAGUCUGCCAUUGUGCCUCCACUUCAGCACACUGUUGUGCCCCAGCCUCAAGCUGCCACACUGCCAGUACUUCAGGCCAUGCAGGUUCUGCAGAUGAACUCUGAUGGGACGUCAGUUAUUGGGACAACUCCCCCUCAAAACAAUCCAAAUGUUGUUAUUCUGCAGCAGGCCAGUCCAUGUCCAGCUCCACAAGUAAUUAGAGAAGAUGUAACUAGUCAGACGCCAUGCCAGCACAUAGUCAUUAUCCAGACACCAACCAUGACACCUGCUCCUCAAAAUCAUCCAACGAGUAUUGUGCCAGCUACAACCCCUACUUUGCCUAACCAGGUAACCACUUCGAACUCCCCCUGUACCACCUCUGUCCAAGCAAAUGUGACAAAACAGCUGGUUCACAUCCUCCCUCGUCCAUCUACACAGGUGCAGACACAGACACCCCAGACUAUCACUGUGAAUGGACAGGUUUAUGUUUUACAGUCAGUGAAGUCAGCUGAGAAGGGGAGCUCUCAGGUUAGCCAAAGUGCUACACAAAUCAUUCAACCCACCAGUGAGGAAUCCAAUGCCAAUGUUGCAUUAAAUUGUUUGGGUGCCCUCACUAGCCUUAGCCAGAGCAUUUCACAGGUCUCAAGUCAAAGCAAUUUACAACUACACACCAUUGCUCCACCCUCAAACACUACAGUACAAUCUUCUCCAGCCAAGCCUGUCUCGGUAUUCAGUGCUUCUGCUGAGACAGUUCUGCCCCCUACUGUCCCUGUGUCGUCAGCAUCAAUCAGUUGUGCGGUUAACAUCCUGCCAAACAAGAGUAGUGUGGUCCCUGUUAGCCAACCAAAACAGAUGUCUGCUAAAAGGGCUAGAUCAGCCAGGAGAAAAGAGCCGAAACAGAGGAGAAGCAUGUGCCGAAUUGCUGCAAGGCCAGCACAUAAAAAGGCCUCCGAGAAAAAUGUUACGGAAGGACUUUCGUCCACUACAACAGACAUUGAAUUCAUGAAUUCUACUGGUGAAGAUAAGAGCAUUAAAACUAACACUCAGACCAAAUCUGUGGUCAUCAGUGUUGCUUCAACAUGCAGCAGUUCUUCAGCCAUCUGUGUUAGUUCAAGUAGUAAAACAACUGACAGUACUGUCUGUUCUUCAACAAAUGGAUCUAAGGUGACUUCCCUAGUGGAUGGAGCAUCAAAAAGUAAAGAGAAUUCUACUGAUAUCAACACCUCAUCCCACAGUUUAACGGUUAGUACAGUUAAUACUGCUGUAAGUUCACCGCAGGGUAGUUUAGCAGUCCAUACAAAUAGUGGUGCCAUUUUAAGUUCUGAUAUUGACAUUCAACCAAAUGAGUCAACAGGUAGUGUUGUUCUAUCCUCACAGUGUAGCACAUUGGACAGUAGUUUUCAAGAGACAAGAUCAGUGAUGAGUGGUAAUUCCACAACCAGUGCACUGACUGAAACAGUUUCUCCAAACAAGUUGGCCAACAGCAUUUCUACAAGCUGCAGACCAACACAAUCAAAUGCCAGUUUAGCCCAGGAUAAACCGACAUUGGCCAGUGUUAGCUCUACAGAAAAUAAAUUGGUGGUUUCAUCUGUUGAUUCUGCACUUCACCUACCACAGAGUACUCAUUCAGACACCAGUGUUGGUCCAACAAAGAGUGGACCAGCAGUUUCCCUCUUGCAGAACAUUUCACAAGUUCAAGCUAAGCCUGCAAGAGAGGCUAACUGUAAAUCAGUGGACUCUCCACAGAUUCAGACACAUUUUCCUUUGCCUGCAACAUCAGCUUCUUGUUCAGGUCCAUCUAUAUCACUACCCUCAGACUCAGCACCCCCUGUUCUGUCUCAAGGGUCUAGGAACACUUUUGGCAAGCCACGUAAACAGCCAGAAAUUAAUAUCCCUAUGCCACCCACUAGUCGCAUUGAUUCUAUGAGUGUCAAGCUCACAGAAUCAAAUCCGAGCAAAGAACCUGUCAGAGGUGAACAUUCAAGUGAAACCCCAGCGAAUGUAACAGAAACAGAGUCGUUCUCACAAAAAGAGACUGUUCUUUCACAGGAGGCAUCUAAUUUGGAAAAUGAAUCCUUUGAGUCCCCACUAGCAACAAAUAGACAGACUGAUUCACCAAUGGCAGGAGGUUCAGGUAGCCGGGGAUUUUCAGUUGCAUCGUUGCUUCCAACAGGGCAAAAUAAUACAGCUUGUCCUAAUACAUUUGGAGCUUUUAGCUUCACCUCUGAGCAGGCAGAAAUCUUAGCAAUGGCUGCUAGAGCCAUAUUUGAGCAAGACAGCCCAUCAAGAAGGAGUAGUAGUUGUAGUGGUGACAACCCAUCAAGUACACCUGCCACUGGUUGGGAUCUCCCAAAAACACAGCAAACCCCUAUCAUCAAAGAAAGGGUCACAAAUCAGCAGCUAAAGCAAGCAAAGCAGGCUGACUUAAAUGUGUCAAAGACUCCGUCACAGGUUUCGGUCCGAGGUCCUCUGGUUGAGGUUUCGGGUAGUGGUACAACUGGUGUCCGACUUCCACUGAGCAUGGCUUAUUCUCAGUCGCAACCUAGCACCCUCACUAGUCUUAAUGUCAACAACCUUAUCAGGCCAAGCUCUAUCCAGCCUUACCCAGGGUCUCCUAACCUUGGUCAGCAAGUAUCUGUUCCAUCACCAGGGGGCGCGGCAAUUCUGGUGUCUCAGUCAUCAUCUCAGGUUACGCCAAGCUGCUCUGGCCCAGGGCAAGUUAAUGAAUAUACACCUUUGAAAAGUGCCCUGAUGCGGACACAUGUAGGCACGGGAAUAGCUGAACGACAUCAGAAAGAUAUGCCAAAACGUUCUGCCCAAGAGGACCUUGUUCUUCCUAUUAACAAGCGUUCAAAGCCAUGCCCAGCUGCCAGUGUUGGAAGGAUAGAUGUUAAGGCGACAGAACAUGUCCAAGUGAUGUCUGGGCAAAUGCCCCCUAGCUCCUCAACAGUUAUGACAAGGAAUCACUCUGAUGGAGGAGGGCCGCUCUUUUCUGGUAACACUUUCAUGAGCACUGUGCUUCGGCCAUCUGAAGGACACUGCCCUACUCAGCUGGCACCCCAAGAACAAAAUCAAUCUGGUGUUGUGCACCUUCAACAGGGGCACACACAGCAUGGCACUCCACAGCCUGGCCAGAAUGUAGGAGGCAACCUUUACCUCAAACAUCAGCAACAACAGGAGCAGCAGAGACACCUCUACCAACUUCAUCACCAUCUUACACAACCAGACACUCAGAUCCACGGUAUUCAGCAGAGGACUUUGCUACAAGAUCAGCAUGUUCACAAAAAGAGAGUAGUGCGUGGUGGUCAGACAGGGCCUCCUGUUGGUUUGCAGAAACAACAUCACUUGGAAAAGAGUGGUGUGCAGCAGCAACAACAGCAUCCACAGCAGCAGCACCAACCGCAGUCUCAGCAGCACCAACAGCAAGCUCAGCAACACCAACAGCAGCAGCAGCAACAACAGCAGUCCCAGCAGCACCAACAUCAGCAGCAAUCACAGCAACACCAAUCGCAACAAAAACAACAACUUUCCCAACAGCAACAGGCACACCAGCAGCAACAACAGCAGCAAAUACAGCAACAGGGCUCACAUUCACGCCAUCAGCAUCUUCAGCAGCAGAUUCAGCAGCAGCAACACUUUAGCAGUAGACAGGAAAAGAAUUGUGAGGGCCAACAGGCUGGUCCCAGGACUCAUCAAAGCGGCCAUUUAAAUCAGCAGGACCGCCAGCCUGGGCAGGAUCAUGGAGCUAUGCAAAGACUAAUGGGUUCUCGCACUUUAGAACAGCAGUUGACCUCUCAGGCUAGCAAUCCUGUUUCUCGGUCAUCAGAUCUUGCCUGUACUCCUUCACGACAGGAACGCCAUCGCCUCUCUAGUUAUUCUGCUGAAGCACUUAUUGGUAAGACUUCAUCUGCUGGUGACCAACGCCUAGGGCUUCAUCUCCAGGCCUCUCGUGGCAAUUCACAGGAUCAGUCAGAAUUACAAGUUUAUGUUGACUCCUCGCGUGGUAAAGGAAAUAUUGCUCACAAUCCUCAAAGUAGGCUACCCCAAGAUCACCCUGGAACUGCAGACAUCCAACGAAUUUCAGAGUGUUUGCCUUUCAAAACUCUUGUUGGUGGACAUCAAAUAAGCAACUUCGAAGUGCAGGUGUCUCGAAGUGGUGACAUGAGCAGUAAAUCUGUGGCACCAGUUCAGAGGGGUCCUCAAGCACAAGCAGGGUUCAGAAUAGGGGCUGGUCCUUCUGGGGAUGGACGUGCCCGUGGUAAUUAUGGGACACAUCCUUCAGCACAGGGGGUACAAUCUGGAGCAGGGCUGCCACGUGAGCAAGAUGCAUGCCACCAGAGCUUUAUGCAAAGUCUCUUGGCUCCGCACCUUCCUGAUCAAAGUGGACACCAGAGAGCUACACAGGUAUGCCAGUCAUCAAGUGUAGAGUAUAACUGUGUUCCUGGGGUUUCUUCUGGAGACCUACAGGCAAAAGCCUCAAGUCCUAACUUGCACGCUACACAGACUGCUCCUCCCAUGCACCUUGGGGACAACAAUAAAGGACAUAUUUCUCAGGUUAGUGGGAAUUUGCAUGGCUCUGCUGUGAGAUCAGUUCUCCCCCAUCCUCCUUCAACACCACACAGUAGCUCAGAUACAGGGCGUGCACAAGGCUCCACAAGGUCUCUUUCAGCUGUCAGUCAACGAACUCACCAUAUUGGACCAGAUCCGCAAAGCACAAAGAUCCGUCCAGUAGAUCGACCUAGAUCAGGCAACUUGAGACCGGUAAACUCAUUUGAACCUGAGGGUUCCUUGACACUUCCAUCAAGUGGAGGAGUAUUGCUUGGACGCCCACAGACAGGUGGUGAAAGUCGACGUAGAAGUAUUGUGCGUUUCAUGGCAGAUGGUGCACAGGUCAGCAGUGACAACAACUUGGUUUCAGAUCAGCAUCUCACCCAGAACUUUGGUUUUUCCUUUAUUGCUGAGGGAGGCAUGAAUCCUCCACCUCCAAUUAACGCAAAUGCAUCUUUCAUUCCCCCAGUCACCCAGCCCAGUGCCUCACGCACUCCUGCUCUCCUCCCUGUAGAGCCCCAAAACACUCUCCCUUCUUUCUACCCUUCAUAUUCACCUGCUGCUCAUCCAAGCCUUCCAAGUGAGAUUCCUUUACAGUAUUUCUCUAACCAGAUGUUUACAAGCCCAAGUGCUGAUAAAAGUAGCACUGCCCCUCUUAACAAUCGCUUUGGCUCUAUUCUCUCUCCACCUCGUCCUGUGGGCUUUGCACAGGCAAGCUACCCACUGCUUACGGAUAUUACACCAAUGCCUAUAGCAAACUCCUCAGGCAUUACUCCUCAUUUAUCAAAUUUUAACCUGACUUCCCUGUUCCCUGAAAUAGCCACAGCCAUGCCCCCUGAUGGCUCCUCUAUGCCAAUGUCCCCUUUACUGUCCCUUGCCAAUACUUCCUCAUCUGACUCCAACAAGCAGUCUAAUCGCCCAGCCCACAAUAUCAGUCACAUUCUUGGCCAUGAUGGGACCUCUGCUGUUUAAAGAUGCAGAUUAUGAAAUAUUCACCCAAUGUCAGUACUACCUAAAUAUAAACAUUGUCUUUUUCUGCUAACUCAAGUGAAAUUUUGAUUAUCUGAUGUGUUUGGGCUGUGCUUUACCUAGGUGUUAUUGGUGAACUCAUCUGUUUGUCUUUCUGAGCCAUUUUAAGCAUAAAACACUGUCUGGUAUAUGUGGGUUAAUUCAUAAUUGACAGAAAAUAAUCAGCCUGUCCCAAAGUUCACACUUGUUUCAUUAUGUUUGAGAAGUGUGUCCCAUUUGCCAAACAUACAAAAACAUGGUGCACAAGACCAUACCCUUGUCCAAAUACCGCAUUAAAGCAGUAUUGGGCUGAGUACAUAUCCCACAUUCUAACAGGUUGUUUUGAAAAUGUUGGGGUACAACAUUAACAUUGAGAGGAUUAUUGCAAGUGUGUGUUCUGCAAAUGGUACAUAUCCACAGACUGCAAGUGUGGUCUCUGACACAAUUUAAAUUGAUUAAUUUCCAAUGUAAAGGAGUUUGAUCCAAGUCUAGGCUCGUAGUAUGCAAUUUUUACUUUUAAUCAUUGUAGGAAGAGCAGCCCUGCCUGUUUAGGCCUAGAUUUGUGUUCAGUAGUAACAACAACUGAGGUGUCAAAUGCCUAAAUGUCUAAAGCAGUUAUUACUUGGCAUACGUUGCCACGACGAAUAUACCCAGUGUUUUUUGUGAACGAUCACAGCCUCGACUGAUCUUUCAAUAACUAUGGCUGAUGGACUUUUAAAGGACUUGCUUUGUUAAAGUUCUUUUUAAAAAAUUUUCCAUCUCUUAAAGAGAGUAAGGUUUUUCAUUGAUUAGUGGAAUAUCAACGAGUUAAAAUACUUUUACUUAUUUAUGUACAACUCUUGGUGUUGUGUAGAUACUGUAAAUACUCAAAGGCGAUUAUUAAAAUGUUUUUGUUUUGU
Messenger RNA from Colossoma macropomum (tambaqui), 8242 nucleotides. RefSeq names its product basic helix-loop-helix domain-containing protein USF3. Gene Ontology annotation, molecular function: protein dimerization activity. The transcript has 7 exons. NCBI's taxonomy places the organism in Eukaryota, Metazoa, Chordata, Actinopteri, Characiformes, Serrasalmidae. The record is from RefSeq and is a predicted model, not a curated record. Bases 216 to 7307 code for a protein of 2363 amino acids.